GGUCCCCUCCGUGCCGGGUGGCGCCGUCCCCACCGCGAUCCGGGUUCCCGGCGGAGGCGGAGCCGCGCGGGGAGGAUCCCGGGACGAGCCCGGCGGAGCGGCCAUCGAACGGCACCGCCCGGGCCAGCGCGGCACGGAGCGGCCCCCGCGAUGGCCGCCCGCAUCCUGCACCGGCUGCGGAGCGCGCUGGGCGGCGACGGCGACCGGGGACCGCGGGCGGGCGACCCCGAGCCCGAGGACUGCCCGGAGAGCUCGGAGCUGGAGGACGACACCGAGGGGCUGUCGACGCGGCUCAGCGGCACCCUGAGCUUCACCAGCCACGAGGAGGAGGACGAGGAGGACGAGGAGGAGGACGAAGGAGCCGCGGAGGAGCUGGGGCAGCCGCCGCCGCCCGCGGGCGCUGAGGAUGCAGAGUGGGGCACUGCGGCGGAGCGCCCUGGCAGCAGCCUGCUGACCCGGCAGCUGCAGGAGCUGUGGAGGAAGUCGCGAAGCAGCCUGGCACCGCAGCGGCUGCUCUUUGAGGUCACCAGUGCCAGUGUGGUCAGCGAGCGCUCCUCCAAGUACGUGCUCUACACCAUCUACCUGAUCCGCUCUGGCCAGUUCGACAAGGCCCCUGCCGCCAUCACCCGGCGCUACUCGGACUUUGAGAGGCUGAACCGGCGGCUGCGCUGCCGCUUCGGCUGUGACAUGGCCGGCAUCGCCUUCCCCAGGAAGAGGCUGCGCCGCAACUUCACCGCCGAGACCAUCGCCAAGCGGAGCCGAGCCUUCGAGCAGUUCCUGUCCCACCUGCACUCCAUCGCUGAGAUCCGCCGCUCCCCCGAGUUCCUUGAGUUCUUCUUCCUGCAGGACCUUCGGGCAGCUCAGCGCCUGACCUGCACCGGCAUGUACCGCGAGGCGCUGGCUACCUGGGCCAAUGCCUACCGGCUGCAGGACCGGCUGGGUGUCUGCAGCUCCGGCCGCUUCCUCCUGACGCUGGCCGGGCUGGCCGUGUGCCACCAGGAGCUGGACCAGCUGGGCGAGGCCCAUGGCUGCUGCGAGCAGGCGCUGCAGCUGCUGGAGGCGCAGGGCAGCCACCCGCUGCUGGGACCUUUCCUGCAGGCGCACGUCCACUUGGCCUGGAAGGUGGGCAAGGACAAGCGGCGCUCGGAGGCCCGUCUGCAGGACCUGCGAGAGGCCGGGCCACCCCUGCAGCAGCAGCCCACGCUGAAGGAGUGCCUGAUCAAGGAGCCGCUGGAAUGAGCGCCCCACUGUGCUGGCGCCCACGGAAGC
This is a messenger RNA of Cuculus canorus (common cuckoo), 1269 nucleotides long. RefSeq names its product sorting nexin family member 21 (gene SNX21). Gene Ontology annotation, biological process: protein transport. Gene Ontology annotation, cellular component: early endosome membrane. Gene Ontology annotation, molecular function: protein binding; phosphatidylinositol phosphate binding. Bases 151 to 1239 code for a protein of 362 amino acids. The record is from RefSeq and is a predicted model, not a curated record. The transcript is spliced from 3 exons. NCBI's taxonomy places the organism in Eukaryota, Metazoa, Chordata, Aves, Cuculiformes, Cuculidae.